AGAAAGAGAUGGAUAAUUUCUUGCUUGAGGCUCAUAAGAAAAUCGUUAGUAGUGAAAUAAAGCAACGCAAUAAGGAGCGCCAAGCUGAUAGAAAAAAACUUAGCAAAGCAGAGCAAGCAUCUCUUAACCAAAAUCAAGAAUCUGAUACCAGGUGCUCCACUUCUGAAAAGAUACCGGAGGUAUUGAAUCCCGUGACUAAAAUUUCAGCCAGGGCCCCUGGCCAAAAUAGCCAUAAGAAGAAAGGUGCAGAAAACAUCAUACAAUUGAUAGCUGACAGCAUUAAGGAUGAUGUCCAAUCGAACGACAAAACCAUUCCUUGCGAUGUGAUUUCAAUUGAGACACAAUUAUUUGAUAAAGCGGAUGAUGCUGAAUAUGGCGCAAUUUGUGCUAAUCAGGAAGAGAUUUUGCGCUGGUAUUAUUAUGGAAAGGAAGUUUUAACUCAGCAACGAUCUAAAGAGACAGGAUUGCAUCUCCCAGAAAUCUCCCGUAAAAACUUACAAAGGAAAACUCAGAAAGCUGUGAAGAUAUAUAAAUUAUUUGAAAAGAUAUCAUAGAUAAUUUCUCCAAGCAUAAUGAUAACGAUAACAGUGAUGUGGAAGAAGUAUCAAGUCACAUAACUGAGAUUUCAGCUGGAAGCCCCGGCCAAAAU
This is a messenger RNA of Rhizophagus irregularis DAOM 181602=DAOM 197198, 649 nucleotides long. NCBI's taxonomy places the organism in Eukaryota, Fungi, Glomeromycota, Glomeromycetes, Glomerales, Glomeraceae. The record is from RefSeq and is a predicted model, not a curated record.